AUGAGUUCGGACUGUUUCNCAUUUUUGAAUAUUUUCAAGAACAAGGCAUGGCGGCGCGGCUUCUUCCUCGUCAUGGCUUUAAUAUCAGCUCAGUCAUUCAACGGCAACUUCACCAUCCUGACGUACGCGUGGACCAUUAUGUCAGAGUCAGGAGUGACAGCCAACCCAGAGCUGACGUCACUGGUCGUGCCCAUGCUGAUGAUUUGCGGAUCCACGGUGUCAAUGAUGUGUGUGGAGAGGUUUGGGAGAAAGAAGCUCCUGACCAUCACCUACUCUGUAACCGUGGUCGCAAUGAUCACCCUUGCNAAUUCUAUGAUCGAAAGGAGGCUAGCGAUGAAUUUGUUACACUGCGCCGUGGUUCUAGCAGACAAGGAAAUGCAGAAAAAUCACCAACACCAAUAG
This is a messenger RNA of Ostrinia furnacalis (Asian corn borer), 402 nucleotides long. RefSeq lists its product as uncharacterized. Gene Ontology annotation, cellular component: membrane. Gene Ontology annotation, biological process: transmembrane transport. Gene Ontology annotation, molecular function: transmembrane transporter activity. The record is from RefSeq and is a predicted model, not a curated record. NCBI's taxonomy places the organism in Eukaryota, Metazoa, Arthropoda, Insecta, Lepidoptera, Crambidae. The coding region runs from base 1 to 402 and encodes 133 amino acids. The transcript has 4 exons.